Molecule: messenger RNA, 1888 nt
Organism: Aspergillus calidoustus
Lineage: Eukaryota; Fungi; Ascomycota; Eurotiomycetes; Eurotiales; Aspergillaceae
Source: the annotation of a GenBank genome assembly
AUGUCAAGCCCGUCAGUCCCCGAAGUCGGCAUCUGGCAGCUGCUCUUUCAGCGCCAGAGUUUACCGUUUCCUGGUAGUCACGUGAUUUUGCAAGAUGGCGCGUCGAACAAUUCCUACACUUACAAUGACCUCCGAAACCUUUCAAAACAGUUCGGUCUAGCUCUACGAUCCCAAUGGUCCUGGGAAAAAGGCCAUGUAUUGGUCCUGAUGUCCCCGAAUUGCAUCGAAACGCCGCUCGUGACAUGGGGAUGCCAUUAUAACGGGGGUGUCGUUGCACCGGUUAAUCCGGGACUUUCUCCGCGAGAUUUGGAGCAGCAGUUACUUCGGAGCCAGGCGAAGGGGAUUGUGGUGCAUCCGAGCUGUUUGUCAACUGCGCUCGAGGCAGCAAAACUAGCCAAUCUUCCGAGCGAGCGGGUUUUGGUGCUGGGCGAGACAAGCGGUAAUAAUCGGCUUGCGACCGUUGAUCAGUUUAUACAGAGUCUUGGAGAAGCUUCGUUGACCGAAUCUCAGCCUGUUGACGUUACUCCGGACGACGUUGCCUUUUUGGUCUACUCGUCUGGAACCACUGGCCUUCCCAAGGGCGUUAUGGUCUCCCACCGAAAUGUGGUUGCCGACGUCGUCCUACAAGCGUCAAUAGAGGGCCCGCAUGUGAGCUGGACGAAAGACCGCACCCUUGCAGUCUUACCAACCUAUCAUAUCUACGGUAAGUCUCUCCUUACCGUAAAAUUCCUCGUCGCUGACAGAGUAGGCCUGAUCUGCCUCGUCCAUCUCCCCGUCUGGCUUGGCACUACGACCAUCUUCAUGGAGAAGUUUGAUUUGCAAACGUUCUGCCGGUUGAUUCGAGAAUAUGCAAUCUCCCAUGUAUAUGUCGCGCCGCCAGUCGUCCUUCAUUUAGCCAAAAGCCACACUAUCAACCAAUCUGACCUGGCGUCGUUGCGCAUGAUCACAUCCGGAGGAGCGCCGUUGGGGGCAGCUCUGAUCCACGAGACGUAUAAUCGCUGGAAAAUUCCUGUACGACAGGCAUAUGGACUAUCUGAGACGACGUCUGUAUCGCACAUCCAGAGAUGGACCACAUGGCAAACUACUAUCGGCUCCAACGGCCCCGCGAUCCCAGGAAUCGAGUCCAAGAUCGCCCUCGCAGAUACCUCCUCCGCCCCUCCCAACAUCGAAGGCGAGCUCUGGAUCCGCGGCCCCACGGUCUUCAACGGUUACAUGAACGACACGGCGUCAACAACCGCCUGUCUAACCCACGACGGCUGGUUCAAGACCGGUGACAUCGGCUUCGAAGACGAGCUGGGGAAUCUGCACAUCACAGACCGCGCAAAGGAUAUGAUUAAGUUCAAGGGAUUCCAGAUCGCGCCGACGGAGCUCGAAGACAUCCUACUUGAUCAUGACGCUGUAAGCGACGCGGCGGUAAUUGGGGUGUGGAAUGAAGAGAUGCAGACAGAGGUUCCAUUGGCAUAUAUCGUGCGAAAGAAGACGAAGACUGAACAAUCGACCGCAGAUACAGAUCCGGGUGAUAGCUUUACAGUUGCCCUGGCUAUUAUGGAGCAUUUGAAAGCCAAAGUGGUGCACUACAAGCACCUCCGUGGCGGCAUCAUCUGGAUCGAGCAGAUUCCGAAGAGCCCGUCCGGGAAGAUCCUGAAGAGGGCGUUGAGGGAUCGGGUUGGUGGUCUCGAUAGGGGGAAGCAGAUUGUUGCGCCGGAAUAUGCGAGGUAUAGGGCCUCAAAGCUGUAGCGUGUUCUAUGGUGGAAACGAUGAACAGGGAGUUUGGCCAUUGUAUAUAGCUUAGCCUUUGGUUCUGUGAUGUUUUAUAUAGGAGUAUAGAAUUUGCGUCUUCGGCCUGGAGCCGACCACUUAUCAGUGGCUUGAACGGUGGAAGUGGGAU